AAGAUGACCGAACGGGUUUAGGCUACAACGACGCACUAUUGUCUCUCAAUGUACACCUUUCAAUUUUAAUUUCAUUUAUCGAUUUUCCGGCGAUAACUAUUUGUUCCAUCGCCACCGGAUUCUCAUAGCUGCAACUGGUGGCGGCAGCCAUGGCUAGAACAGUUUGCUCUCACAUUAUCCCCUCUCUUCUUCUCCCUUCAAAGUCAUCCUUCUUCGGGACUCACUCUCUCUUCUCCAGACCUUCUCAGUUCGACCAUGUUAUGGUGCUUGGCCGACGCUUCUCUUCUUCAUCCAAGAUCAGCAUGAGCCUCAGAGCCGGUAUUGUUGGCCUCCCUAAUGUUGGAAAAUCCACUCUCUUCAAUGCUGUUGUUGAAAAUGGGAAGGCUCAAGCUGCCAACUUCCCUUUCUGUACAAUAGAGCCAAAUGUAGGAGUAGUUGCAGUUCCAGAUCCCCGUCUCCAUAAACUUUCUGAUCUCAGUAAGUCUCAACGAGCGGUCGCAGCAUCAAUAGAGUUUGUGGACAUUGCUGGGUUAGUGAAAGGAGCCAGUCAAGGAGAGGGACUCGGAAAUAAAUUUUUAUCCCAUAUUCGUGAGGUGGAUUCAAUACUUCAGGUCGUGCGUUGUUUUGAGGACAAUGACAUUGUUCAUGUGAAUGGGAAAAUUGAUCCAAAAACUGAUAUUGAUGUGAUUAACUUAGAGCUUGUUUUUUCAGAUCUGGACCAGAUUGAGAAAAGAUUAGAGAAGCUCAAGAAAGGCAAGGCAAAGGAUUCUCAGUCUAAAGUCAAGGAAGAAGCGGAGAAGUCUGCAUUGGAAAAAAUUCAGAAGGUCCUGUUGGAUGGAAAACCAGCACGAUCGGUAACGUUAACAGAUUUUGAAAAGGAUGCUAUAAAGCAUCUUUGCCUGCUUACAAUGAAACCGGUCAUAUAUGUGGCCAAUGUUGCAGAAUCUGAUCUAGCGGAGCCUGCAAGUAAUCUUCAUGUUAAAGAAGUUAUGGGUCUUGCUUCAGAGUUGCAAUCUGGAAUAGUGACGGUUUCUGCACAGGUUGAGUCCGAGCUUUCUGAACUUCCAUCAGAAGAGAGGUUUGAAUAUUUAAAAUCUCUUGGUGUAAGUGAAAGUGGCCUGGGAAAUCUUAUAAGGGCAACCUAUAACCUUUUGGGACUCCGUACAUAUUUUACUUCAGGCGAAAAGGAAACAAAAGCCUGGACCAUACUUGCAGGAAUGACUGCACCACAAGCUGCUGGAGUCAUUCACUCAGACUUUGAGAGAGGGUUCAUCCGUGCAGAGACGGUGGCUUAUGAUGAUUUUGUUGCUGCGGGUUCAUUUGCAGCAGCAAGGGAGAAAGGACUUUUGAGAGCCGAGGGUAAAGAAUAUAUCGUCCAGGAAGGGGAUGUCAUGCUCUUUCGUUUCAAUGUUUAGCAGCUGCAGAGUUUGACCAAGCUGUCUGAGAACCAGAAAAUAUAUUGGUUUUUUCUUUUUGCAAGGUCGAAGACUUGCAGUUGAUUUAUCAUUUUGAUGUUUUUGGGGAUUCUCAUUGUUUAAGUUCGUCUUUUGUUGGUCAAUGGGAGCCAGAACCAGGUAUGAGUUAACAAUUUUGAAUGUAGAGUGCAUAGUUCAGAGCAUAAAAAGAUAUAAAUAGGCUGCAAAAGACAAACAUACACAUAAAAAGUUAGGGAGAGUGGGUUGGUGGUGGAAAGGGAUAUGUACCUUUAAGUAUUGACCACAAAAUUAUAUAUGAGCACUUCAAUUUCUUCCUUCUAUUGUUUGAAAA
Messenger RNA from Cucumis sativus (cucumber), 1767 nucleotides. RefSeq names its product ribosome-binding ATPase YchF. Bases 150 to 1415 code for a protein of 421 amino acids. Gene Ontology annotation, cellular component: cytoplasm. The transcript has 11 exons. NCBI's taxonomy places the organism in Eukaryota, Viridiplantae, Streptophyta, Magnoliopsida, Cucurbitales, Cucurbitaceae. Gene Ontology annotation, molecular function: GTP binding; ATP binding; ATP hydrolysis activity. The record is from RefSeq and is a predicted model, not a curated record.